AAACGUCUAUGUCACUUACUUUGCUAGCCACAAAUCCAUAUAAUAGCCUAUAGACACUAUUAAAACGUUUAUUCAGCACUCGCCAUUUACUUUUCCACCAGAAUUCUCCGGCAGAUGCCCAAGAUGCGGUUCGCGGACAUCGCAGUGAAUCUCACGGAUCCCAUGUUUCAAGGCAAAUAUGGCGGACGAAAGAAACAUGAAGCCGAUGUUAAGGCCGUUAUCGAGAGAGCUAAGGCCAAGGGCGUUGAAAAGAUUCUAAUUACCGGCACGAGCUUGAAGGAGUCCAAAGAUGCAUUGGAGAUGGCUAAGGAGUUUGAUCUGCAGUGCUCUGCCGGUGUUCACCCAACUUCGACCUGCGAAAUGGAUAAGCACCCUUGUGGUGCUGAAGGAUAUCUCAAGGAGUUGACCGAUCUCAUCGAUCAAGACCUUGGCGAAGGAGGUUCCAAAAGAAUUAUAUCUAUUGGUGAAAUAGGUCUAGAUUACGACAGGCUUCACUAUUCCCCUCAAAAAACUCAGCUUGCCCAUCUUCCAGAACUCCUCCUUCUCCAAAAGAAGUAUCGACUCCCUCUCUUUCUGCACUCUCGAACAAGUGGGUCACAUACUGAUCUCAUGAGGAUAAUGAAGGAGAUUGGCUGGACCACCGAAUGGGGAGGAGGUGUCGCCCAUAGUUUUACGGGGACUGCGGAGGAGAUGACGGAGCUGGUGAACAUGGGCCUUCACAUUGGCGUGAAUGGCUGCUCUCUCAAGACGGCUGACAAUCUCGAAGUCAUCAAGCAAAUACCUCUUGACAGGCUUCUAUUGGAGACCGAUGCUCCCUGGUGCACUCCCACAGCAUCUCACGCUUCUGCCGCCUACGUCCCUCCCAAAGACUCCCAUCUAGCUGUUCAAAAAGUCAGCAAAGCUGAUAAGUGGAAGGAGGGGUUGGGUGUAAAGGGAAGAAUGGAACCUGCCGAGAUUGGCAUAAUUGCCCAUGUUGUUGCCUCUGUCAAAGGAAUACCCAUAGAGGAGUUGGCCGAGCAAAUAUGGCAAAACACAAUCAAGCUCUUCUAUCCCCAUGAGAUUAACAGAUCACGAUAGACGUUAGAUGUAUAGAUAAUAGACAGCAAGCAAUAGUUGUAUGGUAAAACACGUGGGUACAUGUCUAAGACCUUGGCUUGCCAACCGCAACUCAUACUAUGAAUAAGUACCAAAACUAGAUGCUAAGGGGUAUAAAAUGUACAGGGUAUGAUUAUGUCCAAUACAAAAGGUUACAGUUUCAAGAUCCGCCUCCAUCUAUCCGUUCCACUUGCCCCCACCUCCCUUAAUCCGGGUUUACAUUGCCAAGCCUAAUCCUCUCUUUCCCUUGGGCGGAUCCUCUAAAACAAAACUGGCUACACUUCCCAAACUCAGACUGCUUUUUAUUCCUUCUCCUGGACCGCCCAUAUUCACACUCAAAGUAGCAUCUUUCGUAGUACUUCCGCUAUUGCUCAUGCUGGGGACAGGCUUUCUUCUCACACUACGUGGGCUGGCGGGGCUAGCUGGGGUAGUGGGUGUUUGAGGUUGAUGAGGAAAGUGUGACGGUUGACGAGGGGUAGCGUGAGGCAAGGAGCCCUGCCUUGAAUGGACGGCCUGUAUAGAAUGCGACGGUAAUAUUGCGCUCUCGGGCAGUGUUGAUGCCAACGAUCCGCUCCUGGUAUGUCUGAAUGUUGACGGAAUCGGGCUUGAAAUUUCCGAUAUUUGAAUCGGCCCGUCAUGCGAUGGAUGGCGUCUACCAUGCCCAGGCUUGGACGAGGAGGAAUCUUCGUUGCGACGGAAGGCAAAGGUAGGGUGGAGGAUACGGCUGGCGAAUUUACUGGCCACCUUGGGUGGUAAUGGAAGGCUGGACGAGCGUGAUUCAUUUUCAGGUGAAAGAUGAUCAGCAUCUUCAGAAAGGAUACCAAACUCGGCAGGCGAAGUCAAACCAGCACCGCUGGGCGCAGCGGGCGAUGUCAUUUGACCUUGGCUGGAUUCGGAUCGCCAUUUGAGAUUUACAGCACUCAUCUGGUGCCUCAAACCCUUCAGCGCACCAACCCCACUCCUCUUCCUCCCAUCUUCUUGGCCUGGAGACAUAAACGAUCUUGUCGAAGGGCUUGCCCGGCCAGUUGGUGGGGGUGAGCGAGGAGAUUUGAGAAUAUCAACAUACUCGUCCGGCAAAGCGUGAGACAGAGUUCCAUUCUGCUCAAGCCUUGGGCUAGGUGGUCGAGCGGGACGGCGAGGAACCCAUUCUCGACUUUCGGCUGGCUUGGAAGGUUCGUUGGCUUCCUCCAUACGCUUAAGAGUCUCCGAGGAGGGCGACUGAUUGGUACGAGGUGCAGAGAAGUUGGGGUGAUGGAAAAAUGAAGAAAGAUUAGAAUCGUUAAGCGAGGCGGGGGAAUGGCGGGGCAACGUGGGCCAAGCGUCUUGACGGUUUUGGGGCGUAGGUCGCCCGUCUUCCAUUUCUUCAUCUCGUGAUGACAUACUUUCGCGUGUCUCAUACGUCUCAUGGGUCUCCUCAUCUCCAUAAUCGGACCCGGAAUCUGAAUUAACGUCCAUGCUGGGUGUUCGCAACUCUGCCACAGGUGCUAAUGGACUUCGACCCAAAUCCCUUGCGUUUGACAUCUUGGGAAGAUCUUCAUUAAUGUCGUGACUAGCGAUUCUUUGGGCGGUACGAGGCGUCAUAUAUCGUGGUGACGUCAAGUGGAUCUCCCGAGGAGAAAGUCGUCUCAUAACUGUCACAAAUUAGCAUUGUUUUAAAAAAUCUAAGGAGAGCUUUGCUCUUACUCUUUUCAAGAUCAUCGAGCUGUUCUGACAUGACUAAUCCACUCCACCUCUUAUCCAAAACCUCCUGGACUCUUCUUACAACAGGACUCGGCCCAAUGUCCGGACUGCGCUCAUUGCUCCAACCCAGCUGGAUAGGGCUCUGCAAAAGGUCUUCACGUUUGACCCCUUGCGCAUCGAGUAAUUUGACCACAUUUGAGAUCUCUGCGUCGUGUUCGAGUACGGUAUCUGACUCUUGACCAGUACUUGUACUUUGCGACUCGUCCUCCUCAAGGAACAUGUACUCAGAAACAGGCUCAUUUGAGGGAGCAGGACUAGGAACUCUUGCGGCUUCCAACUCUUUGAGGAAUUGUGGUUUUUGUUCCUGCUCGUUCUCAGUUGCCUCCAUUUUUUUGACUAAACCCAGCUCCUUCUUCCCACUCUCGAGUGCCUCCUCUUCCCUCAAAGAUUUCUUCCAUCUUCUACCGCCGCCCUUCUUUUUCCAUGAUUCGUACCAUGUAGCUUCUUCGAGAUCAAUGUCAAACUCUAUGGUGCCAACGAUCGGGUUUGUGAAGGGUGACAUUGAUGGUGUGGAUGGGGUGAGAGGCAUGAGGGGUGUUGAUGCAAGGGGGAUGUCUGUGACGGUAGAGUCCAUGGAAUGACCCGUUUUAUGAGAGACAGGAGCAAGAGUAGACAACGACAAGCUUUGUUUAUGUCCUUUCGGCGCAGCUUUUGCAAAAUUUCCACGCUGGCCAAGGGGACUAGUAAAGAAUGGCACUUCCCUUUCUCCAUUCUUGACAGGCGUUUGGUAAGGCGUAGGCGCACGUGAAGUGUUACUAGCGGCAGAACUUUGGACUAGGUAGGUUGAGAAGAGGGUUGACCAAGUUUGACUCGAUACACGAGGGCCAUCGGGCUCGUCGUCGCUCUCCUCUCCCCUGUCCGAAAAAGUAGGAGGAUCGGAGCUUCUGGGUAGGGAGCCAAGAGAGUUGAGGACGAGAUAUACGUGAAUUCCGCUUGUUGAUGGCAGACCAUAUUCUCGCGCGAUACACAGCAACAUCCCACCCAAUGUAGGUUGGAGGGGCAUUAAAGUGCCUCUACGCCAUUUUCUCUCUCGUUUUCUAAUUUCUAGGGGAGUAAGUGCAACAGCCGCGGUUGGUAGAAGCAUUAAAGGUGGUAUGACCGAUAGUAGAAAAGGCGAAUGGCGCUGUGCGUGAUAAGAUGACCGCAAAGGAGAUUGUCUUUCUAUUUGAGAUGUUGAUGGCGACAACGAGACUUCGCAAGGAGCUGAGGACACUGGAGUCGGCGGUGGAUGGGGAAGACUGGGAACAACGAUACCAAACGUGCCGGCUAUUCGGGCUAGCUGGUAGGGAGUUAAUGGUUUUUUUGGUGGUGGAUAAGACGGUUUUGCCCGAUAUUCAUCUUGAAGAGUUCCUGUCUCAACUUCAUCUUCACCUUCAUCAACGAAGAUUUCAGGCGCUUUUUUUCCACCGAUGCUGUUGUUCCCUUUUUCCUCCUCGUUACUCAAAUUUUCAGCCGGUGGGGAAUCACCAUCGCUGACCUCUGUGCCCUCGCCGGUCUCCGUAUAAUGGCUUUGCAGCGAAUAGACCGAAGGAUGAGAGUCUGAGCUUGGUAGAUUUGACGAUUCCGGGCUGGAUGAUGUUGAGAAGACGGGUUCUGGUUGGGGAACCAUGGCUACUAUGAGGAGGAAUUAGAUAGAUACUAGGUGGUGGAAGAUAUUAUUAGUUGCUAGAGAUGGGACGAACGUGUGGAGAACUUGCCAGAGUAGCUCGACGCGCUGACUUUCGAUAGAAGAGAGGAGAUGAG
This is a messenger RNA of Cryptococcus deneoformans JEC21, 4578 nucleotides long. Its product is annotated as cytoplasm protein, putative. Gene Ontology annotation, cellular component: cytosol. NCBI's taxonomy places the organism in Eukaryota, Fungi, Basidiomycota, Tremellomycetes, Tremellales, Cryptococcaceae. The transcript is spliced from 7 exons. The coding region runs from base 115 to 1077 and encodes 320 amino acids. The record is from RefSeq and is a predicted model, not a curated record. Gene Ontology annotation, molecular function: 3'-5'-DNA exonuclease activity.